Messenger RNA from Pocillopora verrucosa, 2371 nucleotides. The record is from RefSeq and is a predicted model, not a curated record. NCBI's taxonomy places the organism in Eukaryota, Metazoa, Cnidaria, Anthozoa, Scleractinia, Pocilloporidae.
AAACAAAUCACCGGGUGUGCAAAAAUGGAGGACAGCGAAAGCAAGAGGCUUUUGCACGAUGAUAAUAUUGUCAGUCCUGAUAGGCAGACGGAUAUUGAAAACAAAGAAAUAUCAUCAUCGAACGAAAGGACAUGCAAAGUAUACAAGAGGCGAUGGUAUGUGCUUUUCGUGUUCACGGUGACCUCGAUGGUAUCGAACAUGAUGUGGAACACUUGGGGUCCUAUCCAAAGAUCAUGUCGGCUUGUGUUCGGUUGGGAAAAAUGGACAGUUCUAUUGCUGUCGUCGCUGGGAGCGAUCGGUCCUAUCAUGGGUGCUUUUCCUUCAACGUGGCUGAUGGAUACGAAAGGAUUAAGGUUAUCUGUUCAGGUCACAUCUGCAAUGCUUCUGGUUGGAAAAGUAAUUCAAGUGAUUCCUUUUCAAGACCUCACAGUAAGAACUGUUGUAAUUUUCAUUGGCCAUCUUAUAGCAAUGCUGCCAAGCUUUAUACCAAAUGGAGCCCCACCCUUGGUGUCAACAGCUUGGUUUCCUCCAAAUGAACGCACAACUGCUACAGCCAUUGGUGCCCUGGCUGCUAAUUUCGGAGCUGCUCUGGCUUUCUUUAUUGGACCCACAAUGAUACCUGAGACAAAUGAUACCUUUGAGGGUAACAAGCAUAAUUUGACAGACAAGGAUGUUAAGUUCAUUGAGGGCAGACUCAUGGAUUACUUCUAUGUACAGAUUGAAAUUGCAGCAUUUCUUUUUUUGUGUGUUUUCAUCUAUUUUCCUUCUAAACCACCUCUUCCUCCAAGUAUAACACAAUUAACAAGAAAACAAACCAAAAUUGGAUAUGUAGAAGGAAUAAAAAUGCUGAUAACCAAUUGGUCCUAUUGGUUGUUGAUCUUUGUUUUUGCAGCAUCAUUUGGCAUCUAUUUUGGUUGGUCAUCAGUUUUAGACCUUGCUGUUCAGCCUUUUAAAAUUGAUGAGAAAACUUCUGGAUUGCUGGGAACUGGUGGAAGUUUAGCUGGAAUUGUUUCUGGAAUUAUUAUUGCAAGGUCGGCAGAUAUCGUAAAGUGGUGGACUAAGGAAAUCCUUGUGGGUCUUUUCACUGGCACCACUAUAAUGCAGCUGAUCUUCACUCUGACCUGUUCACGAAUCUUGCCCUUUUCCCAGGAGCUUUUAUUUGCUUCAAUUAUCUGCAGUGGGUUGUUGUUUAACUGUACAAUUCCACUUCUGUUUGAGCUUAUUAUGGAGUGUGUUUACCCUGUGGGGGAAGGGACAUCUGCCGGCAUAGGCCUUGUUCUGGGUAAUACAGUGAUAUUUGUGUUUGAUGCAGCCUUCAUGUUUCCCAUGUCUAAUGUCCAAUGGAUGAACUGGGUUAGUGUAGGUGGCAUUGCAGUUUGUGUUCCUCUGCUUCUAGCCUAUAAGAGUCAAUAUCGAAGGCUUGAUGUGGACACUGAUUGAAUGAACCACCAUCAUCCUAAACUAUAAUCAGUUCCUCCUUUUUAGGAAAUCCAUUGUGCAAAUAAUUGAUGUUGGGGUAGCACUUGGAACUUUGGACGUGAGAUGCAUGCCUUAAAUUUUUUAAUUUUUUUUUUCGACUUACCAUAAAAAAGGGAAAAAGAAGGAUUGUUCAUAGUCUACUGUCUUCCACUCAGAAGCUGCUUUGAUCAUUUUAGAGUGGUUAAAAGUAUUUUAUACAUUACAAUAUAUUUCUCAAUAUUUAAUGAAGAUCUUAGGGUGGAAAAGUUGAAAAUUGAGUUUUCACAUAAAACAACUUGGUAGAGUUAACCCAUGGGCAAAAAUUUUAAAUUUUUUUCUUUUGGGUCACUUAGACUUAUGAUGGAAGGUGCAAAGUACCCAGAGAUUUGGUUGAUAUUUUUAGGAAUAUUUUCAAUUUUUGAUACUUACUAAGUACAAGUGAGUUUGGAAACAAAAAUGUAUUUAUAUAUUAAUAACUAUUUUUCGAUAUUUCACGAAGACCUUAGGUUGAAAAGUUGAAAAUUGAGUUUCCACAUAAAACAACUUGGUAGAGUUAAUCUAUGGGCAAGUAUUUUGAUUUUUUUUUCUUUUUUGGUCACUUAAAUGCAUGAUGGAAGGUACAAAGUACCCAGAGAUUUGGUUGAUCUAUUUAGGAAUAUUUUCAAUUUUUGGUACUUAUUGAGUACAAGGAAGUUUAAAAACAGAAAAAUACCAACAUGGUUAAACCAACUGUACCAGGAAAAAUAAAAAAAACUUUUAGAUUGUAAAAUCAUGUUUUGUUUAAAAGACAAUUAAGUUGGUAUGUUGGAGACAUUAAAAUGGGCAGACAAACAAGGUAAAUAAAGGUUGUGUAUUGUCUUAUAAGUCAGGUAGAAACUGUCAUUAGGAUUAUGUUUGCUGCAGUUGUAUAUGG